CUUGUCCAACGCGAGUUUGAUGUCACGGCGGAUCCGCGGCGAAGCAAAGCCGCGAGGCAGGAACAACAACAACAUCAAAACCGAAACACAAGCGCGCGCUGCAGGGGCGCGUCUGACUGGCACGAGCGGUGCUGUUGCUGUGUAUUGUGUGUAUUAUUGUGUGCUGAGCGCGCGCUGAGGUGUGCAGAACAGCAGAAGCAUGCAGGCUGAUUUCGGGAGGUUCACGCACGCGGUGAUUCGUGCGGCGCCCGACUCGUUAGCGGCGCAGGCGCUGCGCUCCGGACCGGCGGAGCUGCAGGUGGACAUGGAGGCGGUGCGGCGCGAGGAAGAGCAGUACGUGUCGGUGCUGGAGAAGACGCUCGGGCUGCGCGUGGUCCGGCUGGAGGCGGACGAGGAGCUGCCGGACUGCGUGUUCGUGGAGGACCCGGCGGUUGUGUGCGGGAACACGGCGCUCAUUACGAGACCCGGGGCGCCCAGCCGGAGAAAAGAGACUGAAGCCCUGAAGACUGCACUGGCUAACCUAGACCUGAACAUUGUGGAGAUGACGGACGAAUCGGCUACACUGGAUGGAGGAGAUGUUCUGUUCACAGGUAGAGAGUUCUUUGUGGGUUUAUCCAAGAGGACCAAUCGCAGAGGAGCAGAGAUCUUAGCAGAUACCUUUCAGGACUAUGCUGUGUCCACUGUGCCUGUACUGGGCACUCUGCACCUGAAGAGUUUCUGCAGUAUGGCUGGUCCAGGGCUUAUUGCGAUUGGCUCCAGUGAAGCAGCCCAGAAAGCCUUAAAGACGAUGCAGCAGAUGAGUGAUCAUAAGUAUGAUAAGCUUACGGUUCCUGAUGAUCUCGCUGCAAACUGCAUCUACAUGAACCUGCCAGAUAAAGGCCACGUCCUCCUCCACUGCACACCUGAGCAGUUUCCAGAGAGCGCAAAGGUGUUUGAGAAGCUGAAGGACCACAUGCUGAUCCCUGUCCCCAACGACGAGAAGAGGAAGGUGGACGGAUGUCUGACCUGCUGUUCUGUUCUCAUCAACAAACCUAGCAAGCUCAUUCUGACUACUUCACUUGCACAGAUCUCCAUAUCGAGGGAGGGCUUAUCCACUAGCACAAUGACGUGCUCCACUCAUCAGCAGCUUGGUUGUUGAAGGGAUACUGGGGUUGAGCAUUAUGAGAACUCAAAUCCUUAGAGCAAAUCGCCAUGAUGUAAGAGCUAGUGAUGUAAUGUUCCUGUUCCUGUCAUAGGCUAAUCCACUUCUUACAUAUAUUUAGUAUCUUUCAGGUGGUCUAAACUGUUUUAAAAGGUCAGUGUGGUUAUAAAAAUCAUUUGAAAAUGUACUGAACACUAGUUAAGCUGUUAUGUUUUCGUUUGAGUUUGAUGGUUUACCUUGAAUGACUUUACCAAGAGGGUUCUCAAGCAGCUCAAUCUGGUUGAAUAAUUGGAUAAAGUUUGUUGAUCCUUUUGGUAAAACUGUGUAAAUGUGUGGUCAGAUUGAUCAUACAGAUCAAUCCCUAGCUUGAUCAUGUCGGUAGACCAGCCAAACCAUCAGACUCAGACUGAAAACAAACACAGUGCUCAUUAAUAGCUUAGAAGGUCUCUUUCUUGAGCUGGCCAGGCAGAUUUGUUGAAUCUAUGUAUGUACUUUAAUUUAAACUCUAAAAUAAGUAAUUUGUAUACAUUUUGUCUGCAGUCUGGAAAGCUUGCCCAUCUUGGAGACAUGUUUGUGAGUGGAUUAUAGUAACAUAAUGAUCAUAAAAACUUUGGUUGCUUUAGUUAUAAGGCAUUUCAAACACUUACUCCAGAGAAACCUCAAUAAAAAAGCAGGGAUAAAAUUCUACAUAGAAAUAAUAAUAAUGUUGCCUUUAAGAUAGACUACCUCCCAACCACAAAUACUUAUUUAUUCUGACUCCAAUCAACACAAUGAGCCUUUAUUAACACACCAGUUCAGAAUCUUACUGCUACCAGAUGCCUUUAGCAUUGCUAACUAGAUCCACCUCUAAGUUUCUGAAGUGGGAGUACAGCUGUUUAGUUAUCUUACAGAGUUUAAACUAUAAAAAAAGACUACACUAAUAGCUUAGUCAAGAAUGCUAAUGCUAAUGUGUUAGCAUGGGAAGUUGAACUAUUGUUAAUGAUGUGAGAAAUCCUGUGGUGCGUGAUGAUCCUUUCUACCUUUGCUGUUUUAAAUGUAUGAUGUAGCAACCCGUUUAUAUAGACUAUAACUCAGGUUCCUUCAUUUUAGACUUGUGUGAUCUGUGAGAUUAGCUAGAUAGCUAUAUGCUAAAUGUGCCAUUAUAGACCUGGGUGAUGCCCACCUUGCACUGUGUGUUCUCUUUAUUUUAUGUCACAAUUUUGAUUCGAUUUAGAAAAUAAAAUUUUGCGCAAAACUGA
Molecule: messenger RNA, 2379 nt
Organism: Astyanax mexicanus (Mexican tetra)
Lineage: Eukaryota; Metazoa; Chordata; Actinopteri; Characiformes; Acestrorhamphidae
Gene: ddah1
Product: dimethylarginine dimethylaminohydrolase 1
Exons: 7
Coding region: 200-1138 (312 amino acids)
Biological process (GO): arginine metabolic process; positive regulation of nitric oxide biosynthetic process
Molecular function (GO): dimethylargininase activity; amino acid binding
Source: RefSeq, a predicted model, not a curated record